Messenger RNA from Onthophagus taurus, 1326 nucleotides. The record is from RefSeq and is a predicted model, not a curated record. Lineage: Eukaryota; Metazoa; Arthropoda; Insecta; Coleoptera; Scarabaeidae.
UUAAAAAUUCAUCUUAUUUUUUAGCAAAUUUUAAAUAAAUUUUAAAUUAUUUUCAUAUUUUAACCCCAACUGGUUAGACCACCAAAAGUCCGCGCCUUGCUUUGUUUAGGUUGGUUUAGGUUAGGUUCAUUACCAAAGAAAUAUCGUACAUUUUAUCAAAAAUGUCUCAAUUAACUCUUGACGAAAUGCUUAUUAGAUAUCCUGAGUGCAUUAGAAGUAAUCUAAAAGAACUUGUUACAAAUGGAAUUGGUUUAACAAAAUCUUUGAUUCAAAUAAAACUUCCAUCACUUAAAUUGUUGGAUAACUAUGAUAUAAACUGCAAUAAUUCAAUAAUAUUGGAUUUACCUUAUGCAGGCAAAUUCCUUUCGGUGGAAAUUAUUUUCAUUGAUGAAGAUUUAACAUUUCCUCCCGAUUUUGAUAUUUUGAAUGAUACAUUUUUGGAUGAUCCGGAUGUUGAUUUGAUUGAAAAGCAUUUGCCUUCACUUACUGAUUGGUCUUUGCAAAAUCCCAAAUCACUAUUAAAUUUUAUUAUUCAAUUACGUGAUUUGUAUAAAAAACAUCAAAUCGAGAAGUUUUUGCAGGAUCCAAAGUACUCCUUUCAACCUGACGAUUAUAAUUUAUUGAAAAGUCAGUGUAAACUAAAUGAUAAUGAUAUGGAAUUGCUCAUUGGAAAUAAUACACUACACAUUUUGAUUUCUCUGAAUUUAGAUUUUACAACAUUUCCAAAAUAUAUUUAUAAGAAGUAUUUUGAUGAUGGAAAUUUGGAAAAUCCUAGUAAAGAUCAAGUAAUUUUAAAAAUUAAUUUUGGUUAUAGAACGAGCGUGAGCUUACAACUUUCACCAUUAAUUGAUCGCUUUUUUUCUAAUUUUUCUCCGUUAGAUGUACCAAAACAUAACGAAAGUAUGACACUUCCAGAAUAUUUUGAAAUAGUUCGAACAACUUUAGUAGUUAAGAUGAAAAAUAUUGAAAUGAUGUUUAAGAAGAAAGAAAACUAUAUUUCUUUAUUAUUAUCUGCAUUGGGGGAUAAUAUCAUUGAAUAUGAUAGUAUUUCAUUUACAGAAGCCACAUUUUUGUUCGAAGCUGAUUCAUUUGCUUGUUUUGUGAAAUUCUGUUUGAGUGACAACUUUCCAACUACAAAACCCUCAAUAACUUUUCGUUCCAUUUACCAUCAAAUUUCUGGAAUUCCCAUAACUUUUAUGCUUCAAUCUUAUCCUUAUAGUCCAGGAUGGGAUGUGAAGCAGAUGGUUGAUAAAACAUUGAUAAAAAUUCAGGAAAAUAUGCCACAAUUUAAAACUUAUUGUUUAAAUAAAAUGUCUUAACUUUAAU